AACAUUUGAUAUAAUUAAUGAGUGGAAAUAUAUUGACUUUGAAUAUCCAACAUUUGUCGAAAGACAAUUGGCCAUAAUGAAUGGCGACUUUAUUCCAAAGAAUAACUUGCCUUUGGGAAUUGAUGUAUUUCGAAACCGCCUGUUCAUCACAACACCGCGCUGGAAGGAUGGUGUGCCAGCGAGCUUAGUGACCGUACCAUAUCCGACAAAAGAGAUAAGUCCUGCAGUUCGUCCGUAUCCCAAUUGGCAGGCACACAGUAGUCCCUACAAUCCCGACUGCUCCAAACUAAUAUCGGUUUACCGCACUACAGUUGAUGUUCAAUGCAAUCGACUUUGGCUCAUUGAUUCUGGCAUUGUGAAUGCUACGAUCAGUUUAAAUCAAAUAUGUCCACCUAAAAUUGUGGCCUUUGAUUUAAACACCGAUGAAAUGGUCGUCCGAUAUGAAUUGCCAGCAUCACAAGUUAAACAGGAUUCAUUGCACUCAAAUAUUGCAGUCGAUGUCAGGAACGGAAAUUGUUUAGAUGCCCAUGCUUUUGUUACGGAUGUCUGGCGUUUCGGAAUUGUUGUCUAUAGCUUGGAAAAGAACAGAAGUUGGCGUGUGACGAAUUUCAAUUUCUCACCCAAUCCAGUGGCUUCAGAUUUUAAUAUUUAUGGCUUAAACUUUCAAUGGUUGGAUGGAGUUUUCGGCAUGAGUCUCUCGCAUGAUCGCCUAUUAUAUUUUCACCCGAUGGCCAGUUUUAAGGAAUUCAUGGUGCCGGUUGAUCUGCUAAUAAAUGAAUCUCUUUGGACAAAUGGCACUGUGGACACAGCCAAACUAUUCGUUACGGUUGGUGAUCGAGGAUUCAAUGGCCAAUCUUCCACAUCUGGAAUUGCCAGAAAUGGAGUGAUGUUCUUCACCCAAGUGCAUCGGGAUAACAUUGGAUGUUGGGACACAGCUAAACCAUACACUAGAGCAAAUUUGGAAUCACUUCUCGAUGCUGAUAAUUCUUCCAUGUUGAUUCAAUUCCCGAAUGAUUUGAAAAUUGACCGCAAUGAAAGGCAAGGCGUAUGGGUAAUGAGUAAUCGUUUACCGAUUUACUUAUAUAGUCAACUGGAUUACGGAGAUAUAAACUUUAGAAUUUUAAGAGCAGAUGUCGACAACAUAAUUGCCAAUACCAUUUGUAAUCCUAUUUCCGAAUCGGCCAAUAAUGAAAAAAUCGCUCUUGUGUCAAUAGAAGAAGGUCAAUGCUAUUAAA
Molecule: messenger RNA, 1235 nt
Organism: Drosophila innubila
Lineage: Eukaryota; Metazoa; Arthropoda; Insecta; Diptera; Drosophilidae
Gene: yellow-h
Product: protein yellow
Exons: 3
Coding region: 77-1234 (385 amino acids)
Cellular component (GO): extracellular region
Source: RefSeq, a predicted model, not a curated record